AUGUCUUCUCGCUUCCCAUUUAACAACCCCUCAAACUUUGUUGAUCUUUUACAAAGUCAACAAGAGAGUGUAAACCCUUACCCAAAUCCAUACCCUUCAUUCGAAAACCAUGCCUUUGGUACCCAAGCUUCCAUCGAUGAAGAAGAAGAGGUUGGAGUGACGAGCAAGGUGAUAAGACGACCUUGGAGCCCUGCGGAAGAUACCCUUCUCAUCAGCGCGUGGUUAAACACCUCGAAGGACCCGGUUGUAGCAAAUGAACAGAAAAAUGGAACUUUCUGGAGUCGCAUAGCUUUGUAUUUCGCAGCGAGUCAAAACGGAGGAGAAGUCCGAGAGGCAGGACAAUGCAAACAAAGAUGGCACAAGAUUAAUGAUCUUGUGUGCAAGUUCUGUGGGGCUUAUGAGGCUGCAACAAGAGAAAAAACUAGCGGUCAAAACGAGAAUGACAUUCUCAAAAAUGCCCAUGCUAUUUUCUUCAAUAUCCAUAAGAAAAAAUUCAGUAUGGAACACGCUUGGAAGGAGCUGAAGAACGAUCAAAAAUGGUGUGAUUUGUCAGCCAUUAAAACCAAUGCAAGCUGUAAAAGGAGGAGACCCGAUGAUGGAAAUGCAGAGGGGAAUGAAGAUGGAAACAAGAAUGGUGCAGCUAAUCAGGGAACGGUCAGACCUCCUGGUGUUAAAGCCGCAAAGGCUAAAGGCAAAAAGGUCGACGUGGUUGAGGCUGUUAAUGUGUUCAGAAACAUGUGGGGUAUGAAAAGAGAAGAACUGGUUUUGAAAAAAGAAACCCAAAAGAUGGCUCUUCUUGAUUCCCUUAUUGCGAAGGGACCCCUUUGUGAAGAAGAAGAAGCUCUGAAGAUGCAGCUAAUCUCCGAAAUGAUGCAGAAUCAGUGA
Molecule: messenger RNA, 885 nt
Organism: Eutrema salsugineum
Lineage: Eukaryota; Viridiplantae; Streptophyta; Magnoliopsida; Brassicales; Brassicaceae
Product: glutathione S-transferase T3
Exons: 1
Coding region: 1-885 (294 amino acids)
Source: RefSeq, a predicted model, not a curated record